Messenger RNA from Paralichthys olivaceus (Japanese flounder), 1906 nucleotides. Lineage: Eukaryota; Metazoa; Chordata; Actinopteri; Pleuronectiformes; Paralichthyidae. The record is from RefSeq and is a predicted model, not a curated record.
CACCUCCAGUUCCCCAUGGAGUUUGAGUUCAGUCAGUACUACCUGAAGUUCUUGGCCUACCACUACGUGUCCAACCGCUUCCGCACCUUCCUGCUCGACUCAGACUACGAACGCAUCGAGCUGGGAGUCCUGUAUGAGGAGAAAGGUGAGAGGAAAAGCCCUCAGGUGUGUAAAUCUGUGUGGGACUACAUCGACAGACUCAACAAGAAAACACCCAUCUUCUUCAACUACAUGUACUGUCCUGAGGAUUACGAGGUGCUGCGGCCGUACACCUACACCUCCAACCUGAAGGUGUGGGACUAUUACAUGGAGGAGACUCUGUCGGAGGGGCCGUCCUACGACUGGGAGGCGAGGGGCCGGCAGGAGCGCGUGGCAGAGGAGACGCCGGAGAAGCCCGACACCAGCGGGCCCAAGUCGCAGCGGCACAUCGUGUGGCCGUGUUACGACAGCCUGAGCAAGACGGUGCCCGACGCCAUCACCAAGCUGCUGCAGGACCUGCAGAGUCUGGAGGCGGAGCUCGGUCAAACGUCAGAGAAGUGGAAGGACACGUGGGAUAAAAUCAAGACCACGCAGAGGGCGGAGAUCAAACUGGAGAGCAAGCCAUCGUUCACCAGCUCCCUGCUCAUGUCGUCCAACCUGAGCCACCAGCGGCGUUCUCAGGGCGUCUACCUGCAGGAGAGCGGCGUGGGGUCUUCCAUCAACCUGGCUCUGGACUGCGAGGCCAGCGCCACCUCCACGCCUGUCGCCGGUCGGCCGAGCACCAGCACCCUCUACAGCCAGUUCCAGAGCACGGAGAGCGAGAACAGGAGUUUUGAAGGCAUUUUGUACAAGAAAGGGGCAUUAUUGAAACCAUGGAAACCACGGUGGUUUGUCCUGGACAAGACUAAACAUCAGCUGAGAUACUACGAGAGCCGGCAGGACAAGGAGUGUAAAGGUGUGAUCGAGCUGGCUGAUGUGGAGUCCGUCAUGCCAGGAACGCCCACCAUGGGAGCGCCGAAAAACAUCGACGAGAAAGCCUUCUUUGAUCUCAAGACGACCAAACGAGUGUAUAACUUCUGUGCCCAGGACAGCGCGAACGCACAGCUGUGGAUGGACAGUGUUCAGAGCUGCUUGUCGGACGCCUAGAGCAGAAGCAGGACUCUUAAACGAGCAAUGCACCCAGGAACGAAUGAGCAGCGCUGCGGCACCUGGCGGACGUCGCUCUGCCAGCCGAUCCCAGUGAAACGAAGGGGAAGGGGCCUUUCACCACUUAAGCUCUGUUCUGUUCGCUAGUGUUGAACUAAUAACCUCGCGUCACAACGUUUCAGUGUUUUUGUUAUAAAAAAAAAAAUAUAAGAAAAAGGACAAAAAAAAAAACCAACCCAGAAGAACCACUUGCUGUCGUCUCACCAAGUAGCUGCAGCCUCGCACCUCCCUGACAGGCUGACCACUAUGUGCGCUGGAUGUCUGUGUGCACAAAAGCAUAUUCGAGCACGUCGUUGCAUCUCUGCGAGGCGCCCUGCAGCUGGGAGCAGCAUGAUGAUGUUUCCAGGCCCUCCACCUUUAAACCACAACCUCUCCCUCCUACUAACCCUGCGCACCCUUUAAAGACACUCCGGGGGAGGAAUGACGGAGCAGCAGCAGCAGCAGCAGCAGCAGCGGCGGCGGUGGUGGUCGCCCAUCACACAACCGGUGAGACCACUCAGGAGAAGUGUAGAAGAUUGACUGAUGGGUUGACGGACCAAAAAUAACCCAGAGGAACAAACGCUCUUUUCUUCCGGUCCUCAGGGGUCUGUGCUCUCUCUCUCUCUGCCCCUCACUGCCCGAUGUAGCCGAUGUCUUUACAAGUCGUAGAGAAGUGGACUGUGUCGAUGCAGCUGGGGGAAAGGAGAGGGAGGGACGCCUCAACGGAUCAUGAAGGAUUUUU